AUGAAGAUGAAUGAAAUUGGUGUUGACGAGAAUAAGAUCGAAGCAUUAGUCCAGUUGGGCCUCCCACGAGAUGCCGCCGUACAAAGUUUGAAGUCUUGCAACGGCCAACUUGAGAGGGCAGCAGAGUAUUAUUAUGGCGGAGACUACCAGAAGGCCCAGGAUAGUGUAAAAUGGAGCGAAGAGGUUUGGGCCGCACCUAGGGAGGGCCCGACUGGUCCAGCCCUACCACCAGAGUUUCGCAUACAAUCAUUGGAUGUGCUACCCCCCAGUGUCUUUGAACCCGACUCUCGGCCGCCUUCUAGAAUCUCAAACCGGAAACCAAUCGAUUUAACGGACGGAGACGAAAACGAUCCCGAACUUGCUCGAGCUCUGGCAGCUUCAUUACAAGAAUCUUCUGGAGACCACUCUGGUGGCUACUUCAGUCAACAGGAAAGCGGAAUUACGCAUACUUCACCAACGAACCCCAAUUUUGGGCGAGCACCGCCAGAACGAGAGUAUGAACCCAAUCAGUGGGCUUUGACCACAACACAGACCCAUGAGAUAUUUCUUGACCCUUUCCCUGCAGAUAGGAAGCGUAUACAAGGAGAUCCAUCGUUUCUCAGACCUGAUAAGUCAGGGGGCAAUCUUGCUGCUCUCAUCACAAUACUUCACGCUAUUCCAGGUGCCAGAGAGGCCCUCUUGUUCAGAACACUUGUUAGUCCGGAUUACGGUCAUGAUGACCAAUGGUGGAACGGGCAGACGAUCAGAAAAUUGAGGAUUGUUAAUGUCGAUGAACAUCUAGAGGCAUUCGCACCCGAGGAGAUAGUAGAGGCCCAGCGUCUGAUGGCCUUCUUAGACCAAACAACAAGAGCUUAUGGAAGUGUUGAAGGGCUAUCUUCUUUACAAUCCAUACAGAAUGAUCCGCAUAGUGCAGGGAUCAUAGCGGCUUUCUUUGACGCCUGGAGAAUUGCCACUGAUAAGGUUGUUUAUGAUCUGGGCGAGAAUGUACAUUUUGUAAACCCGUUUGUAUCAACGGCUACCCAGCGCCCUCGAGAGGCCUCGAUUUCCGAAGUUGAACCCCAAAUUAGUCAUCAGAAAUUCGGAGAUCUUACCCUCAUAUCGUAUGCAGAAGAUGCCACACUUUACGAUGCGAUUGACAGAGUGGUUUGGAUACUGGAUGAUAAUGAUGUUUUCGUGGAAUUUUCGGAUGUUCUCUGCAUAUCAAUUAAACCUGAUAUCAACGAUAUUCCGCGUAUAGGUUGCAGGCUGGAUAUCCCGAUGACUUUCUAUCCAGACCGAUAUACUGAAGAUUGGAUUGAGCCUGUCCGAGAAAUCAGAAAGCAAAUAGAGGAAAAACGGGCUUUGAUUGUCGAUAUUGAAAUAAAAGAGGAGAAAUUGAGGAAUUUCAGGUCUAAGAAGAUCGGCGGACGAAAUCCUACAUACGAUCCGAAAAUACUUUUAGAAUCUGUGAUUGAGCACCUAUCGACUCCACAACCACCAACACCCUCUCCCGCUGAUGAUGGGCACGAGGAUGUGCCCACCGAGAGCCAGAAGGAUAAGCCAGAGUUGCAACAAGACGCUGAUAUACAGUCCCAAAUGGGUGACAGUCUGUAUUCCCAGGAUCGAGAUCAAGACACGGUUCAUAUGUUGAAAAGCAUUCUUUCACAGCUAGAAAAGAAAUUGGACGACCUCUCAGUGAAAAAGGAAGAGGCCCAUAAAGAAUUUAAGAAGCUCAAGGAUUUAUUAACAUCACCCGAAACUUCCGAUCCGAACUUACCUGCUCUAACAAAAUAUUCACUGCGUGGCUUCUCUACUGAACCAACUGUAGUUUACGUGCUUAUUCCGGAUGACACUAUCGGGGUCUCUAUCGAUGGCGCUUCUUCAAGUUCCGCCAAUACAUCCGGAGAGCAAUGGUGGUGUAUUCACUGGGGAACAACCUCUAACUCAGGAUGGGAUGAUACCCCUACAGCGAGUUAUGAGGUCAAGAAGGUGGCCCUAGAAGAAGUUCAAUCGACGAUGAAAAACACAGGCGACGGUUCAUUAUUACUAGUUUACGCCAAUGACAAUGCCCUCAUACCUCCAGAUGGUGUACACAUGUUUUUACCAACAGCCCUCCAAACAUUUGUCGAGAGGGAUAACGCCGCGUUUAAGGCAGAGCUACAGCCUACUUCUCCAGGGAAAAAGCGACACAGCGACUGGCUAGAAGACGAAGAUGAAGCGGUGGAUAUGAACAGUUUCUUGUCCAAAAAGGCAUCUUCCUCGAGAAGCAGUGUGACGCUUGAGAACGAAGCCCCAGCCACGCGUCGAAACAGCUUGGAAGGCGCCGAAAUGGAGAUGACAGAAGGAGUAGAUCCGACAGCAACAUUAGGGGAGACAAUGAUAACCCAUCUUCCAGAUGGUAAUUUUAUAAACACUUCAGAACUGGCACCUCCUCCUCGUCAAGAGGAGAUGACGGAGAGGGGGCAUAUCUCACCUGUUGCAAAAGCUUUCCAUUUGGACAAGAAUAGGGAAAGGGAUAUUGAAAUGAUGGAUGUGGAACAUGUGGAAAAUGCAGGCACCGAAUUAGAGGAUUUGGCAAAGACCUGA
Molecule: messenger RNA, 2565 nt
Organism: Morchella importuna
Lineage: Eukaryota; Fungi; Ascomycota; Pezizomycetes; Pezizales; Morchellaceae
Exons: 8
Coding region: 1-2565 (854 amino acids)
Biological process (GO): protein deubiquitination
Cellular component (GO): nucleus; cytosol
Molecular function (GO): protein binding
Source: RefSeq, a predicted model, not a curated record